AUGAUCAGACGGCCCCCAACUGUCAUUGCCCUGGAAGAAAGUGAUGUUGAAUCUCACCUUGAACGGAUCUAUAUCCGUCAUACCCUGACUGUUGAAUUCGAGCAGUUGCACCUAGACGAGAGCUGCGACGAAACGAUGGACCCAUCCCUCAGCUCCUGUGUCCCUACAGAAUCCAAUGCGGACAUUGAUACCACAGGUCUGAGUCAAGAAGGAUUCUCAUGUUUUGAGUCUUCUCCAGGAGAGAGGAGCUAUGCCUCUACAAAUGCAAUUCCACACACUUCUGUGACAAAGUCAUGCUUCAAAUCCCCAAACCCAAACCACCGGUCCUCGUUCCAUUUGACAAUUUCGACUGGAAUACAAUCGCAAGCAGACUGGUCUGUUGACCCACCGCGACUGAAGGUGAAAUUUGCGCUGUCACCGCAGGAACUCGAACUCCAUAGCGGCAAGGCCCCUCUUGAAGAAACAGAUCGAGAUUGUCGCGGAGAAAACCACUGGUCAAGCCACACAGAUGCUAUAUAUACACCCAUGUCCGUUGACUCGCCAACCUCGACGCCGCAGGUUUCAUUCUUGUCGUGUGGUGUCUCGUCAAGUCCAGCCACCGCAAGCGUCCCACCCCGGGACCUAACCCUAGCGUCCACCAUGUCUUACGAGGCAGUCUUGGCCGAGGGGGCAGUCUCGCCUGCUAGCGUGUCCAAUCACAUUGACGAGGACCGAAACCCUCACACCAACAUCGUCAUCCAAAAGCGAUCUCAAGAUAUCGUGGAUGCUUGA
Messenger RNA from Penicillium digitatum Pd1, 771 nucleotides. RefSeq lists its product as uncharacterized. Lineage: Eukaryota; Fungi; Ascomycota; Eurotiomycetes; Eurotiales; Aspergillaceae. The record is from RefSeq and is a predicted model, not a curated record.